AUGGGGUCGUAUACACCAGAACAACCAUUGGAUGGAGGGUUUCCUAUCAUGGAGGAACCAAUGGGCACUGCACGCCACAUCAAGAUCAUCACCAUCGGGGCUGGUGUCAGUGGCCUCAACAUGAUCAGAAGGCUACGCAAAAGCUUGAUAAACUAUGAACAUACUGUCUAUGAGAAGAACCCUGAAGUCGGUGGGACUUGGUUUGAAAACACCUAUCCUGGCUGUCAGUGCGAUCAUCCGUCGCACAACUACCAAUUCUCCUGGAGGACCAACCCGGCAUGGUCUCAAUUCUCAGCUCCUUCAUCAGAAAUCGAGGCGUAUCUUUAUGAUCUGUGCGAUGCCGAAAACAUGCGACCGGAAAUCAAGCUCUCCCACCAGGUAUCGCAUGCGCAAUGGAUCGAGGCUUCAGGAAAAUGGGAGUUGGAAAUACUGAAUCUCAAGACUGGUGAGAUGGUAUUGGACUCUUGUCAUUUUCUGUUGAAUGCCACAGGCGUCCUGAAUAAUUGGAAAUGGCCCGACAUACCCGGUCUCAAAGACUUUAAAGGCGAUUUGGUUCAUAGCGCUGCCUGGUCGAAAGAUUUUGAUUACCACAACAAAAGAGUCGCAGUCAUUGGCAAUGGUUCGUCAGGAGUUCAAAUUGUGCCAGCACUUCAACCAGACGUAACAAACUUAUUCCACUUCGUCCGCUCACCUACAUGGAUCCUCCCGCCGCAGACAGAUAGACUCCUUACAAAGAGUUCUGUCGAGAUUUUGAGAGGAGCUGUCAUGGAUGGUAGCAAAUUUACACAACAGCAAAUCCAGCGUUUCAGAGACGACCCAAUCUACUACAAGUCAUUUAUCAAGGCGACAGAAGAACAAGUUAAUGGCCUAUUCAGGGUUCUCGUUGACAAUGAAGGUCUCGCAAAAGAUCUUACCGUGACCCUGACCGAGAACAUGAGUGCAACGUUAAAACACGACCCAAAGUUGAUCAAGGCAAUCAUCCCAACCUUUACAGCUGGAUGUCGACGCCUGACACCUGGUCCGGGAUACCUUGAAUCUUUGACUGCCUCUAACGUCUCAGUGAUUACUGAUAAGAUCGUUCGAGUGGUUCCAGAAGGAAUUAUAACUUCAACUGGGGAAUUAAUCGAGGUUAAUGCCAUCGUGUGCGCCACAGGGUUCGAUGUCUCUUUCCGACCACGGUUUCCCAUUAUCGGUCGAAAUGGUAAUCUUCAGGACAUAUGGGCAAAGCAACUGCCUGCAGCUUACAUGUCUUGUGCAGUAGCACACAUGCCUAACUAUUUUCUCUUUAUGGGGCCCAACUCCCCUGCAGGCCAUGGCAGUAUCAUGACAAUUGCGGAGCAAGUUGCUCGAUAUAUUGUCGUGGUGCUCAAGAAAUGGCAAACGGAAUGCAUCGUCUCGGUGGCACCGAAAGAAGCUGCUGUCAACGAAUUCGCCGGCUUUGCCCAUGCAUUCCUGCCCCGAACGGUAUGGGCAGGUGCUUGUCGCUCCUGGUACAAGAAUGGAACAAUAGAUGGACCUAUCAUUGCACUACAUGCUGGUAGUCGGAUCCAUUGGUUCCACAUGAUGGAGAACUUCAGAGGUGAAGACUACGAAUAUACAUAUGAUUCGGCGAAUCGCUUUCGAUAUUUGGGCAAUGGAUUCUCGGUCAGAGAGACAGGGGAUAAUCCAACAUGGUACCUGGACAAUCCUGAUCCGCUCAACGAGGCUGAACAUCCUUGCUAUUGA
Molecule: messenger RNA, 1725 nt
Organism: Exophiala mesophila
Lineage: Eukaryota; Fungi; Ascomycota; Eurotiomycetes; Chaetothyriales; Herpotrichiellaceae
Exons: 4
Coding region: 1-1725 (574 amino acids)
Source: RefSeq, a predicted model, not a curated record